Molecule: messenger RNA, 8223 nt
Organism: Penaeus monodon (black tiger shrimp)
Lineage: Eukaryota; Metazoa; Arthropoda; Malacostraca; Decapoda; Penaeidae
Cellular component (GO): nucleus
Molecular function (GO): ATP hydrolysis activity; ATP-dependent chromatin remodeler activity; ATP binding
Source: RefSeq, a predicted model, not a curated record
CAGCAGAACCUCUCAACCUGAGUACAAAAAUGGAUCAGCAGAUGGAGGGAGAACCAGAGAAGGUCCCAGAGUGGGCCGAAGAACCUCUGACAGAUCCAUUGGCUGACCCCUUGUCCAUUGAUGACGACUGCAGUGGAAAAGUUGACGCGGAACACAAGGAUGAACACUCAACGGAAAAUAACACAGGAAUCACAGAAUAUCAACCCACAGAAAGAGAAGGCAUGAUGGAUGAGAUGAUCACAGUUGAUGAUGUGAGGUUCAGUGAGCGGAAUGAGUCUGACCAAGAAACUGAGGAAAAGGUCAGAAGUGAAUUCAGUGUUAACAAAUGUGAAGAUGGAACUGAUGAUGUGGAGAUGGUGAGUCAAAGUGAAAAUUUAUUUGAGAAUGAUGAUGGUGCUGCUUGUGAUAGUGUCAGAACUCCCGUAGAUGAUUCUCAGAGAGAAACAGAUGAUAAUGGUGAAAAUGUAAAUGACAGUGCAACAGUUGAUGCAACAGAGAAAAGUAGUAGCAGUCCAGAAAAUUUUAGAUACAGUAAUGAAAACAGCAAUCCAGGUAGUAAUGUUGGAAGUACCUCCAAUUAUGAAAAAACUAGCAACUUUCAUCAAAGUGAAGAAAGAAGGAGUGGUAGCAGAGGGGAAAAUAAUGAGGACAGUUUAGAUGAAAUGGAAUCUGAUAGGGAACAGCGAACGGGAGGAAGUGAUGGUGGGGAUGAAGAUGAUGAAAACAAAACAAAGAGGCUGAAGGCCAAGAGACGACACAUAAGUGGAGCAGAAAUUUGUGCACCAGCUCCAAAGAUUAAGAGGAAAUGUCGGAAAGAAACAGACGAAGAUAAAGAUAAGGAAAGCAGUAAAAGUAGUAAGAAAGACUCCAAGAGGAAAGAGGAUGGCAGGUCAUCAGAUGAUGAAGAGUAUUCCUCUGAUGAAGACAGUGAUCCUAGGCACAGGAAGAUAAGAAGACGUAGUGGCACGUCAGGCUUAAGUGCGAAGCCCAAAAUCAAGAAUAUGCGCCGCAACAUCAGAGAUAUUAUAAGUGAUGAUAAACUUGAGGAUGAUACUCUGACUGCUCAAAAGGAAGAGCAGUUGCGUCUUCAGCGACUUCAGGAGAAGAGGCUUGCAUUGAGAGAAUAUUUAGAACAACAACAGGGUCUUGGAAAAACCAUUCAGGUUGUAUCAUUCUCUGACAUCUUUUUGAGACAUACGGGCUCUAAGUCAGUUUUGAUCAUUGUACCAAUCAACACCAUACAAAAUUGGGUGGCAGAAUACAACAAUUGGCUUCCAGAAGAGGGUUCCAUACCACCUGUUACUCCAGAAGGUCUAGAAGUACGGGCAAGACAAUUCAGGGUGUUUGUUCUAAAUGACAUGUAUAAGAACCUUAAUCAAAGAGCAAGGGUGAUAAAUGAAUGGCACGAGCAAGGAGGAGUUCUUCUAAUGGGUUAUGAACUGUACCGCCAAUUGUCUCUGAAGAAACCCAAAAAGCCCAAAAAGAAAAAGAAAGAUGCUGAUAACAAGGAAGUGGUAGAUAUUGAAGAAGAGGACAAGAAUAAGGAACUUCUUGAUGAAAUCCAGAAGGCUCUUGUGAAGCCUGGGCCAGACCUUGUGAUUUGUGAUGAGGGUCACCGCAUCAAGAAUGCUCAUGCAAACAUUUCACAAGCUCUCAAAAACAUAAGAACCAAAAGAAGAGUAGUCCUGACAGGAUAUCCUCUGCAAAAUAACUUAAUGGAGUAUUGGUGUAUGGUAGACUUUGUUCGACCUAAUUAUUUAGGUACCAAAACAGAAUUCUCCAAUAUGUUUGAAAGACCUAUCCAGAAUGGUCAGUGUGUUGACUCUACACCACGAGAUAUAAAACUGAUGAGAUACAGAUCCCAUGUACUACAUUCCUUGUUAGAAGGAUUUGUACAAAGACGUGGACACACUGUCCUUGCAAAUACAUUGCCCAAGAAAGAGGAACAUGUACUACUGUGUAGAAUGACGGAAAUCCAGCGUAAGCUCUACUCAACAUUUAUGGCAGAGUUAUCUGCAUCAAAAGCAAUGGCUAACCCCCUGAAAGCCUUUGCAAUAUGUUGUAAAAUUUGGAAUCAUCCAGAUGUAUUGUAUAAUUUUGUUCAGAAGAAGAUUAAUGAAGAUUUUGACCUAGACUUAGAUGAAGUUGAGGGAAAAUCAAAGUCUCGACGCACAUCUUCCAUUAAUACUCCUAAUACGUCUUUGCUAAACGUACCAUCUCAUCCAAUUCCAAGUUGGGCUGCACAAAGUGGGCAGAUGGGGCGUGGAAACGUAAUGCCACAACAUCAUCCAACUUCUGUAUUAGGAAUGGGUCCCCAACCAGGUAUGAAUCAACAGCCAGGGAUGGGACCACAGAUGGGAAUGGGUCAGCAUGGUCCAAUGGGUCUGCAACAAGGUGGAAUGGGCUUUCAAGAUCCGAUGGGUCCUCCAGGAAUGAUGCAUCAUCAGAUGAGUCAGCUCAGAGAUAGCCAAGGUGCACUUGGUAAUUAUGGUAUGGGUAACCACAAUAUACAUCAGGGAUAUGGCAUGCAAAUGCCAUAUCCUUGGUACAACCAGGGCUAUGGUGCUAAUGAUCCAAAUAGAGGGCAUUAUCCUCCUUAUAACAAUCCUUAUGCUCCACAGUAUCCUCAGCACAACACACCAGUUAGUCAGUCAGUACCUGGAUAUCCUGGUUCUCUCAACAUGCACAAUUCAUCAAUGGGCAUGUCACUUAACAAUACUGGACAACCCAUGGGUCAUCCAAACCCCCCAGGACAGUCAAUGGGCAUUUCUAAUAAUUCUGGACAGCCAUUAAAUCUUCAGAAUUCAACAGGACAGUCCAUGGGUAUCCCAAACCCUUCUGGACAGUCCAUGGGAUUACCAAAUCAUUCAGGACAGUCCAUGGGACUCUCAAACCAUUCAGGACAGUCUAUAGGAUCCCAUAAUCCUGCUGAACAGUCUAUGGGAAUGCCUAAUUCUUCUGUGCAGUCUUUGGGUCUACCCAAUCAACCAGGACAGUCAAUGGGAACAGAACAGCCUAUGGGACUUAAUGCAACAGGACAAUCAAUGGGAACCUCAAAUCAACCUGGACAGUCCAUGGGAGUUUCCAAUUCCUCAGGCCAAGCUAUGGUAGCUCCAAAUCCUUCAGGACAACCAAUGGGGGCUCCAAAUAAUUCAGGCCAGUCUAUGGGAGCUCCCAACCCAAACAGACAGUCAUUGGGUGUACCAAAUCCUCCAGUACAGCCUUCCAGUCAACCUGGUAAUGGUCAGCUUGGUCAAUCCACUCCUUAUCCCAAUGGACCAAGCAGUCAGUCUUUGGCAAAUGAAACUAGCCCAGCCACUCCUGCCACUCCUGCUACUCCAGCAACUCCAGCAACACCUGCCCCAGCCACUCCAACACCAAGCUCUGAGGAAAAACCAAAACCUGAAUCUGAAGAAGCUGAUCAAGUGCUUAUCAAAAAAGAAGAAAUCAAAGAAGAAGAAGAAGAAAAUACUGAAGAGAAAAAAGAGGAGAAAAAGGAAGAAACUAAAAAAGAAGAAAUGACACUUGACUGGGCUGAAGGCCUUUUUAAGGAUUAUAGUCCUGGGUUGUUAACAACAUCAGCAAAAUUCCAAGUAUUCUUCCAGAUUUUGGAAGCAUGUACCAGAAUAGGAGACCGUCUCCUUGUGUUUUCCCAGUCUUUGUUUACACUCUCUCUCCUGGAAGAAUUCCUACAAAGAUCCUAUAUUCCAGGAACUUAUGAGGGAUGGCUCAGAAACAGAUCCUAUUUUAGAUUAGAUGGCAGUACAUCAGCCCAGGAUAGAGAAAAGUUGAUUAAUGAAUUUAACAUGAACCCUAAUGUUAGGCUGUUCCUUGUGUCAACAAGAGCUGGUAGUCUAGGCAUUAAUUUAGUAGGCGCAAACAGGGUUGUAGUUUUUGAUGCUUCAUUUAACCCUUGCCAUGACACUCAAGCCGUGUGUCGAGUCUACAGAUACGGCCAAAAGAAGGAGUGCCAUAUUUAUCGCCUGGUCACUGAUAACUCACUUGAGAAACGUAUUUAUGACAGACAAGUGAAUAAACAAGGCAUAGCUGAUCGUAUUGUAGAUGAAAUGAAUCCAGAUGCCCAUUUGUCAUCUAAAGAGAUUAGCAACCUUCUUGUUGAAAAUGAAAGUGACCCAGACCCUGAGGAUUUUAGUGACAAAACUGAGAAGUACAAAGAUGGAAUUUUGCAGGAGAUAAUACUCAAGCAUGGAGAACUCUUAACCAAAUGCCCAUUUAAACACGAAAGCUUGCUGGUUGAUCGGAAAGAUAAAAAAUUGUCCCGAGCAGAAAAGCGUUUAGCAAAGAGGUCAUAUGAAUUGGAAAAACAGGCAAAUAUCAGUUACAGUCGACCAUCAUAUGCUGCAUUCUAUCCCAAGAAUCAGCAAGGACAACAAGUAAUCAUGGGAACCAAAAUUGGAGGUGUGGUAUAUGCCAAACCAGUUGGCACUGUUAGACCAUUGCAAGCUGAAAUGGGUCAGCGUUUAGAAGGUGGAAACUUGAUUCAUCGGCCAAAUAUUCUGUCUCGUGGAGGACAGCCAAACUUCCCAGUUGAAGCUUUAGCUAAGCAGGGAGUAUCCGUACAGCAGAUUACUGUGCCGAAAGAUGUGAGCAUUCCAACCAAUUCUGGUGAUGGGAAGCCAAUUCUUCUCAAGUCUGGCCAGUCAGUGAUGGUCAUCAAAACUCAAAAAGGCAUCUACCUGCGUCUCUCUGAUGGCAAAAUUGUUGCCAUCCGUGUUCCUCCAGGAAAUGAGGAAGCAUUUGGCUUGCCACUGAACAAAGGAAGUGUUACUAUUGUGCCAACAAUUGUAAAUGCACCAAGGCCACGCAUGCAGCAGCCAGGUGUUCGAGGUGGCGCCAGGAGAGGGCGACCUCCAAUGGCAAUGCAAUAUGCUACUGGUAAUAUCAUAACAAAAGGUCAAAUGCCAGUCCGAAUUAUCAAGAAGCCAGUUAAUGUUAGUGGACGUGGUGGUAAGGCUUUCCAAACAAUUGCUAUGCCAGCAGCAUCAGGAGGAACCACACCACAAGCUCUCCUAAACAAGAGUGUUGUUAUUACUCCAGCAUCCAAGGCUAACACAUCUACAGCUAAGGCAGUGCGUAACAUUAAAUUAAAUCCAAAGGUUACAGUCACUCCAACAACAAAAGUAAGUGCAGCUUUGCCAGGUUUUAGUGGCACUGGUACAAUGGCUGGCAAUACUUUGCCAAGUACUAGUGGCAUGACCAAGGUUACCAAGAGAACAACCAUGUCACAACUAGCAAGCCUACAUAGGAAUGAAAAAUUACGAAGAGCAAGUGAAGCAAAGAAGGAGCAGUUGAAGGAAGCAUCAGCUCUAAUGAACAUUGAAAAUGCAGUCAAAUCAUCAGAUGAAGGAAUGGAAGAGGAAGAGGAAACAAAAAUGGAAAACACAGAGGUUUGUGAGGAUAAGGAGAAGGAUGGUAAGGAUGAUGAAAAUGUUGAAGAAGCAGAUACUCCUGUUAACUUAAUGAGUAAGAAAGAUGAGACUGGUGAUGGGGAUUUAGGGGAAAUCGGGGAAGGAGAUGGUUCUUCUGAAGUUGGACCACAAGGAGGUACUAAUGUUGGCAUGGACCUCAGUCUUGGAAUGAGUUCAGCACUACAGCAGACAACAGUAUCAUCAGGGGAGACACACACCUCUUCAGGAGCAGGGAACCAACAGUCAGACCCAUCACUAACUGGAAUGUCCCAUACAGCAGAUAACUCUGACCUUGAUGCUAAGUUUGACUCUUCCAAUAAUUCUGCUGAUUUAGAUUCAUCAGACGAAAUAUCAGCAAACCUAACCAGUGAUCAUGGUUCACCCUCAGUACAGUCAAAUGAAGUAGUUUUAGGAACCCCUUCCAAAUCAGCAGUUGGUUUCGGAAUGCGAGAUCUGGCAAAACCUCUCUCUGGAUCUAUUUCAACCAGCCUGGAAAGCCGAACAGGUAUUGUGAAGCCACAAGUACAACAAACACCAAAUAAACCCACAGCUAGCUUGACUCCUCUGCAGUCCAUGAGCAACUUACUCCCACCAGAUGGUCCUGGACCCCCUGGAACUCCAAACACAAGUCAUAAUUCAUCAAGUAUGUCUCAUUUGUCAUCAUUUUCUUCUCAACAAGCCUUCCAUUCUUCUCAACCACUCUUCCAACCAUUUUUACAACAGCCACAGCAGCAACAGCAGUCACAGUCCCAGCAACAGCAGCAGCAGCAACAGCAGCAAACAAGCAGUGCUGGAAGUAGCAAUACUAGCAGCAAUAGCAGCUGGACAAAAAGUACUAUGGAAACUGUAUCAAGUGCCAGUCUUGGCAGUAAUGUUGCACAAGUGGCACCACAUGUCCAUCAAGCAGGCCCAUCACCCUCAAACACAUAUACAACAACACAAUCUUCUUUCUUGCCCUCAACUACGCACGCCCUAUACAGUAGUAGUGGAGGGACAUAUGGAACAGGUACAAUGUCUGGAGUUGGUAGUACUUCAACUACCCAGCAAAGCAGCAGUUCCACUACCUUUCCAACCAUGUCAGAGAGUUCACAGCUCCCCCAGCAACAACAGCAGCAACAGCAACAGCAGUCACAGCAAAUUCAGCAGUCACAACAGAGUUCACUAAGUUCAUCCUUAACUCAUACAGGAAGUGGUUUAGUUCCAACUUCACGUAGCAGUGGUCUUGGAGGAGCUGACAGUCCCUUAAGUUUGUCCCACUUGCUAAAUUCUCAAGUUUUUGAUUCUGUGCCAGAAGAUCUAAGCUCCCCUCAUAGCCAUGCUUCUGCACUGGACUACCUCAAUUAUACAUUGUCAACAGGCACUAGUGCCUUCCGUCGGCCGGAUUACCAAGCCACUCUUAGCCCAGAUUUGCAGUCUUUAAUCAAUUCUGCAACAACUCAGCAACCACUUGCUUCUGCUCUGCCUAGUGCAGCCCAUGUGGCUUCUAACCCUUCUGUAACCUCUCCAUCUCCCUUCCCAACUUAUCAACCACCUACCUAUCCACAAUAUGCUCCAUCUUACCGUGCAGGAACUUCAGUCUCAGCCAGCCCUUAUGCUGCUUAUGCUGGGCAGUAUCCUCCAUAUCCAACUCAAUACCCUCCUGGUCUAGCACCCCAUGCUGGAGCUGCUGCCCAACCUCCAACCAUGAGUCAGUAUGGGGCUCUCCAUACCCCGCCUAAUCCCUACCAAACAUACCCAGCACCUCCAACACCUGGCAGAUCACCGUACUCCUCUAGCUUAGGAGGCUUCAGUCAUGGGCCCUAUCCCCCAAUGUGAGACCUUUCGAAUCCAAAGAAACUGUAGAUAGAUUUGGAAGGUGGAUAUAAAGUACCCAUUGUGUAGGUUGAGAAAGAUAUAGUUAUAAUGUAAUGAAAGUGUAAGUUUUAUAUAUUUUAAGUGGCUUUAUAUCAACCCCACUAAUGAGGACAAAUCUCACUAAUCUACUGAAAGCAUAAGCAACAUGCAACAGACAAAAGUUUGGCAAGACAUGGGACCAGGUUCCCCCCAUUCCACUUUGUGAUGAUAAAAAGUUUUUUUUAACAUGAUGGCUGAGAAAAAUAGUCUGUAGAAGAGAGCAUGGGAGGGAGUGAUCAGCACCUCUCCUCCCAUUGUACUUUUCAUCAAUAGGUAAAAAAAUAGGGGAUACUAAGCCAUAGGCAAUAUUUGAGGAAGCUACAAUUUCCUUCAUGUUGUGAAUAUGACAGUUUACUGAAGGCAAGCACAUAGUUGAUGAUCUCAUCACGUGUGAAACGCUCUUGGCAUGAAAGUGUUAUGCUCUGUGUAUGUCUGAAAGCCUUAACACUUGCCUGGAGAGGACUUUAGUAUGGUUAUUUUAUCUAGCAUCACUGGAAAACAUUUACUGUUUGUCUAUUGCAAUAUGCACCAUUGUGAUGGGGUAGUGUUGAUCAUUUAAGCACAAAACCCUGUGAAUUAAUGUAUGACAAAUGUGAAUGAAUUUUUGUGCUGCUUUAAAAUUUUAAUUGUCUCCAGAUCAUGGUGAUGUACAUAACAAAUUUCUCUUGUAAUGUUGUGAAAGGAAUUUUUUGACUUUCAAUAACAAUUCAAAGUCAGCCAAUGAACACAUUUAUUUGAGCAUUGCAACCCACAUUUUUAUAUUUAUUUUGCUGUAAUAUUUAUAGGUUCUGAAUGUGAACAUGCAAGUAGACGAUAGACUAUUUCUCCUAUUUUCUUGAUACGCUUACCUUGUAACAGUAUUUAUUGUACUAUGUACAUAAUAAAAAUGUCUUCAUAAUCA